Thermothelomyces thermophilus ATCC 42464 is the source of this 879-nucleotide messenger RNA. RefSeq lists its product as uncharacterized. NCBI's taxonomy places the organism in Eukaryota, Fungi, Ascomycota, Sordariomycetes, Sordariales, Chaetomiaceae. The record is from RefSeq and is a predicted model, not a curated record. Bases 1 to 879 code for a protein of 292 amino acids. The transcript is spliced from 3 exons.
AUGAGCACGUCGCCGUUGCCCAGCCUAGAAACGACAUGCACCGUCGGUUACCUCGUCCACUACGACCAGUUCCGCCUAGAUGCUAAGGUCGGCUUUGCCGACCAGCUCUACCAGCUGAUCCUGGCGAGAGAGGCGAUUCUGUGCCUCGCGAGCUCCCAGAGCAGCUGGCACGGCGGCAUUACGGCGCGCAUUGUCUACGACAUGGUCGUCGCCGAGCUGUGGAGUGACUCGCGCAGGGCCGAUAAUUAUGGCGUCGUUUACCCGCAAGCCUCGUACUGGGGCGUGCGUUCCGUGGUUGGCAAGGUCCUGGCGCCCUUGUCCGCUGCGUCGGCGUCUGCUUCUCCUUCUGCUGGGGCAUCAUCAGACGGCAGCGAAAGCGGCAUCAAAUGUCUGGGCGGUUGGGUCGGGCCAUGCCCGUCGCCUGCACUCCCUGAAUCUACGUUUGGGAUCAUUGUCGAGGUGCAAGCCCGCCACACCAACCUCAACGCCGCAGCCUUCGUUACCCAGAGAAAGCGAGGAACCACCGCCGGGGCGACUCCGGAAUGGACCGAGCCGGUUACGCCGCCGGCGUCCACCGACUCGGCGAGACUGCAGACUCUAAGGCUGAUCAAAGUCGAUCACUUGGACACACCAGCGGGCGCCAACAACAACAACCGGGCACCUCGGUACCGGGCCCGCCUCGACUUCCUUUUAGUGCGGAGCAAGAUCACCGUGUCCGUCUUACUGCACGCCAACAGCGUCUUCGUGGCCGCGCCCAAGUGCGGCGGGGCAGGGCCAGGCGCCCACCGGGUCGAUCCGCGCAGUGUAGCCGCGUACACCUUUCGGGUGCUUACCAUCGAGGACCUACCGCGGGCGGAGCCUGAGUGCAUUAACCUUUAA